AUGGCUUCUCCUUUUGCCUUAUGUUCCCGUCUGCGGGCGCCGACAUCAUCUCUCAUUUACUCUCGACCGACAUAUGACAUCAGAAGGAUAUCUCCUGCCAUUGCGACAACCAAAGGAAGUGUCUUGUUCUAUUCAUCUACAUCAGCGGAUAUCGCAAGCCCAAUAGCCAAGUUUCAGCCUGCAAAUCGGCUAUCCGGGCGGACCUGCCUGGUAACUGGUGGAACCUCGGGUAUUGGCUUUGCGAUUGCAGAACGAUUCCUACAAGAAGGCGCCUCGAAAGUCAUUCUCGUUGGCAGAUCGCAGGAGAGACUGCAAAAAGCCGCUGAAAAGCUUUCUAUCAAUGAUGGCACGGAAACAUCUUCUGAAAAAGUCCGGUUGGUUGUCGGGGACGUAGGAGAAGCUGGGACAUGGAUACGCGAAUUGGAGAAGGAAAUGGCCGGUGUAGAUAUUCUAGUCAAUGCAGCUGGAGUGUCCAUCUCGAAUAUUCUGCCAAAACUUGAAUUGGCCGACAUCUCCCAAAUUCUCCGUACCAACCUCGAGGGCGCGAUACUUACAUCUCGCGCAUUCCUACGCGCCACUAUCAGAGGCCGAAUCAGGGGCCGCAAGAGCCCAGAUGCUGCACAAAAGUCUUCUUCAAAAUGUAUCAUCAACGUCUCCUCACUUCUCGCUCUCAAAGCAGGAACUGGCGCGGUCCCGUACGCCGCGUCCAAGGCUGGACUCUUGGGUUUGACGCGAUCGCUGGCUGUUGAGUCCUCUGCAUCCAUGAAAGAUAUAGUGGUCCGGUCAAAUGCUAUUGUACCGGGCUAUAUCGAAACGCCGAUGAUUGAAGAUUUUUCUCCGGGAGAGGUUGACAGAUUGAAAGCUACAAUUCCCCUCCAUCGAUUCGGCGACCCACGGGAGAUUGCUGAUGCGGCCGUUUUCCUGGCCCAGAAUGAGUAUGCCAAUAAUUGUGUCUUGAAUCUUGAUGGAGGGUUGAGUGCAGUCUAG
Molecule: messenger RNA, 987 nt
Organism: Penicillium cataractarum
Lineage: Eukaryota; Fungi; Ascomycota; Eurotiomycetes; Eurotiales; Aspergillaceae
Product: SDR family NAD(P)-dependent oxidoreductase
Exons: 2
Coding region: 1-987 (328 amino acids)
Molecular function (GO): oxidoreductase activity, acting on the CH-OH group of donors, NAD or NADP as acceptor
Source: RefSeq, a predicted model, not a curated record